CUCCAGCGGCACAGCCAAACGGGGAGCAACAAAAUAAAGAAAGAGAUAAACGAGCAAACAAGUCCGCAACCCCUGAGGCCCAUUCCAAGUUUCCCAUCAACCUACAGACGGGGGUUGAUAAGGACAGAAAUCCGGCCGGGCCGCAAUCUAAAAUACGUAAACGACCGUCGAAUCCUGGGCCCGAAGCAAAGGAAACAGCAACAGUCUCGGUUUCUGUUCACUCUCGUUCUCUUCUCUUGCGUGUUCUCUAUUUUCUCACUCUUCACGACGCGAUAUCCACGUUUGACACGUGUGUAUCCAGACCGGAGAGUGACAGUCCUAGAUACCCCCCUCCAAAAGUCACAGAGAGAAGAUGCUCCUGGCAAGGCGAAAAAUGCCAGGCAUCGUCCUCCUAGGCCUCCCAGUCUCCCUUCUCCUCCUCCUUCUCUGGCACAACGACGGCGGCCUGCCUACAUUCCCAACAUCCUCAUCUUCAUCAGCCAUCCCGCCAAAACCGAUAGAAUGGAUGACGGAACAAGACAAAACAUACUUCUGGCGGACCGUCAAGGUCCACCACCCGGCCCCGGAACCCCUCCGCCAAGUGCCCGCCGUCUCCUCCAUCCGCUUCCCCCAAGUUCAAGCCCAUUUCCCGCCCGAGACGAGCGCCCAACGCCGCGUCCGUGAAGAACGCCAACAGACCGUCAAAAAAGCAUUUCAAAAAGCCUGGUCAUCGUAUCGGAAACACGCCUGGCUCUCAGACGAACUGACCCCCGUCUCAGGCGGUCGUCGGAAUACCUUCGGAGGCUGGGCUGCGACCCUCGUAGACUCCCUCGACACCCUUUGGAUCAUGGACAUGAAGUCCGACUUUGACGAAGCUGUCACCGCCGCUGAGACUAUCGACUUCACGCACACCGACCUCGACGACAUCAACGUGUUUGAAACAACCAUCCGCUACCUCGGAGGCUUCCUCUCAGCCUUUGACCUCUCCGGCGACGUCCGCCUUCUCCGCAAGGCGGCCGAGGUCGGCGAGAUGCUCUACAAAGCCUUUGACACGCCCAACCGCAUGCCGAUCACCCGCUGGAAAGUCGGCGAUGCAGCCCGCGGUGACGCCCAGAACGUCGGGAACGGUGCCCUGGUAGCGGAGAUCGGAAGUCUCUCGAUGGAAUUCACGCGCCUCUCAAUACUAACAGGCGACCCAAAGUAUUGGGACGCAACACAACGCAUCAUGGAAAUCUUUGAACGGCAGCAGAACAAAACCAACAUCCCUGGCCUCUGGCCGCUCGUCGUGAACCCAAAAGACGAGGUCUUCAACCAAGGCGACGACUUCACCCUCGGCGCCAUGGCCGACUCCCUCUACGAAUACCUUCCCAAGAUGUCCGCCCUCGUAGGUGGACGCAGUGGGAUGUACAAAUCCAUGUACGAAGCCGCCGUGAAACCCGCCAUCGAACAUAACCUGUUCCGGCCCAUGACGCCCACCAACGAAGACAUCCUCAUCGCGGGGCAGGCACACUCGCGCGAGACGAACGGCCUGCACACGAUCGAACAGGAGCCGCAGGGCCAGCACCUCGUCUGCUUCAUGGGCGGGCUUCUUGCCUUGGGAGGCAAACUCUUCAACCACCCCGACGAAGUAUCUGUAGCGAGAAAGCUCGUCGACGGUUGCGUGUACGCGUACAAGUCAUUCCCGCACGGCAUCAUGCCAGAGACGUUUUACAUGGUUCCCUGUCCCUCCAAAGCCGAAUGCACCUGGGACGAAGCCCUCUACAAAAAACACGUCCUCGAGCGCGCAGAAAGGAAGGACGACGACGAGGUCCUCACAGCAGACGAAAUCAUCAAGAAGGACCGCCUCGUCCCAGGCUUCUCCGCCGUCCCGGACCGGCGCUACAUCCUCCGCCCCGAGGCCAUCGAGAGUGUCUUCAUCAUGUACCGCGCCACAGCCGAUGCGAGCUUGCUAGACUCCGCAUGGGACAUGUUUUCGUCCAUUGACAACGUCACGAGCACGGAGCUGGCGAACACGGCGGUGUGGGAUGUCACCGCUGAGGGGCGGCCUCCGCAGUCGGAUUCGAUGGAGUCGUUUUGGAUGGGGGAGACGUUGAAGUAUUUCUAUCUCAUCUUUAGCGAGCCUGGGUUGGUGAGUUUGGAUGAGUUUGUGUUCAAUACUGAAGCGCACCCUUUUAGACGGUGGAAAUGAGGGAGUUUAUGCAGAUGUCUGUGUGUAUAUAUACCAUGUAUGAAUAAAUGGUCUGGAUGCAAGUGUCACACGUUCCCUUGAGAUAUCCACG
Molecule: messenger RNA, 2258 nt
Organism: Colletotrichum godetiae
Lineage: Eukaryota; Fungi; Ascomycota; Sordariomycetes; Glomerellales; Glomerellaceae
Product: family 47 glycosyl hydrolase
Exons: 1
Coding region: 353-2167 (604 amino acids)
Biological process (GO): mannose trimming involved in glycoprotein ERAD pathway; carbohydrate metabolic process
Cellular component (GO): membrane; endoplasmic reticulum
Molecular function (GO): mannosyl-oligosaccharide 1,2-alpha-mannosidase activity; calcium ion binding
Source: RefSeq, a predicted model, not a curated record